Molecule: messenger RNA, 1840 nt
Organism: Camelus dromedarius (Arabian camel)
Lineage: Eukaryota; Metazoa; Chordata; Mammalia; Artiodactyla; Camelidae
Gene: RCN2
Product: reticulocalbin 2
Exons: 7
Coding region: 215-1168 (317 amino acids)
Cellular component (GO): endoplasmic reticulum
Molecular function (GO): calcium ion binding
Source: RefSeq, a predicted model, not a curated record
GCCUCGGCCUGGCUUUCUGCACCGCCGCAGUUGUUGCUCGGGCCUCAUCCUAUUAUCGCGCAGGAACGGCGGCCGCCGCCCCCUCCGCGUUCCGUUCCCCCCUCCCCUCGUGCGCCGCGCCGCCUCUGUGCAGCCGCCCCCGGAGCGUGUUGCCGGCCCGGGCCCCUGCCCGCCUCCUUCCUCUCCGUCUGUGUGUCCGCGGCCGGCCGGCGCGAUGCGGCUGAGCCCGAGGCCCGCCACGCUGGGGCUGCUGCUGCUGUGCGCCGCGGUAGCCGGCGCCGGGGAGGCCGAGGAGCUGCACUAUCCGCCGGGCGAGCACCGCGCUGACUUCGACCGGGAGGCGCUGCUGGGCGGCCAGGAAGAAGUCGAUGAAUAUGUUAAACUCACCCCCGAAGAGCAACACAAAAGACUGAAGUCAAUCAUAAAGAAAAUUGACUUGGACUCAGAUGGCUUUCUCACCGAAAGUGAACUCAGUUCAUGGAUUCAAAUGUCUUUUAAACAUUAUGCUAUGCAAGAAGCGAAACAGCAAUUUGUCGAAUAUGAUAAAAACAGUGAUGGUAGUGUGUCAUGGGAUGAAUACAACAUUCAGAUGUACGACCGUGUGAUCGACUUUGAUGAGAACACUGCCCUGGAUGAUGCAGAGGAGGAGUCUUUUAGGCAGCUUCAUUUAAAGGACAAGAAGCGAUUUGAAAAAGCUAACCAGGAUUCAGAUCCUGGUUUGAAUCUCGAAGAGUUCAUUGCUUUUGAGCACCCUGAAGAAGUCGAUUAUAUGACGGAGUUUGUCAUUCAAGAGGCUUUAGAAGAACACGACAAAAAUGGUGAUGGAUUUGUGAGUUUGGAAGAAUUUCUUGGUGACUACAGACGGGAUCCGACAGCAAAUGAAGAUCCAGAGUGGAUACUUGUUGAGAAAGAUAGAUUCCUGAAUGAUUAUGACAAAGAUGCCGAUGGCAGGCUUGAUCCCCAAGAGCUGUUGUCUUGGGUGGUACCCAAUAAUCAGGGCAUUGCACAAGAAGAGGCUCUUCAUCUAAUUGAUGAAAUGGAUUUGAAUAGUGACAGAAAGCUCUCUGAAGCAGAGAUUCUGGAGAACCAGGACUUGUUUCUUACCAGUGAAGCCACGGAUUAUGGCAGACAGCUUCAUGAUGAAUAUUUCUAUCACGAUGAGCUUUAAUCCCUGGGUAUAUCUGAGUAGAGUAUUAGCUCCUUUUAUAGUUUGUUACCAGCUUUACUUUUGUGAUAAAGUAUUGAUGUUAUAUUUUACACUCUUAAGUCUUACCACAGUCAGAAUUAUCUUAAUGUACAUUAUGGUUUUGGCCUUCUAAAGAAAAAUAAAACAAAAACCUGAUAUUUAUUUCAAAAUAUAUUGAAGAAAUGAAACAAUAUUGUGCCGUAUGACAAAGUAUUCAAUCUGUUUAGUCCUGUAUUGUGGAAUAUUUGCGUUCUGUUUCCAUACUUGAAAAAAUGGAGGAUUUUAGAGAUGCCUGAACAAUAUUAUUUAAGUAGUAUGUGACUGAGCUAUCAAUUUUUGUUUUGUUUUAAGUAGAUUUAAUUUGGGAACUGACAGAAGGACAUUGUUCUUAGAUUUAGUAUUUUGUUUUAAAACCUUUAAAGGAACCUUAGAAGGACUUAUACCUCACAUGUUAAUGUUGAGAAGUUCUGCUUAAUUUUAAAAUGGUUUCUAUAAAGGGUUUUAUUGUAUGAAAUAGAACUUUAUAUUUUUGCAUAUGUAUAGAUAGUAAUUAUAUUUAAUGUGUAACUAUAGCAUUAUGGUGUGUGGAAUUUGACAUUGUCCAGAAUUCUUUUCUUUUUUGACUGAUUAAAAACAAAAUGUCCUAUCUUUCUA